UUCCUCUCUCUCUGGAGUGUGCAGAUCUUCUUUUUUUCCUUCUUCUCCUCCUCCUUCUUCUUCUUCCAAGACAUUUGUUGAAACGCAAAAAAAAGUAGUUUAAAAAGAAAAGAAAAAGAAGAAGGGGGGGAACAAAGUUGUCAGGCAGGGACAGGAGGAGAGCUUCAGAGAGUUAAGAGUCACUGUUAAGUUUUCUUCAGCAUGAUCCAGUGAGUCUCUCUCCUCUACGACAACACGAGCAGUCGGACCCGCACUCAGAGAAAACACGGAGAAACCCGGAGAGAGGAUCGCUGCUGGACAGAGAUGUAGCGUGUGUGUUGGUGAGAUCGGCGGACCAUCAUGCACCUCUUCCUGCUGCUGAUCCUUCAAGCCACAGCAGCCUUCGGACAGAUCGACCCAGCACACUGUCGCUAUGCCUUGGGCAUGGAGGAUGGGCGGAUCAAAGACGCUGACAUCACAGCAUCCAGCCAAUGGUAUGAGACUACAGGGCCGCAGUACGCCAGGUUGAACCGUGAGGAGGGGGACGGAGCUUGGUGUCCUGAGGAGCAGCAGGACUCUUCAGACCUUCAGUUCCUGCAGGUGAACUUGGGCAAGCUCACCUUCCUGACGGUGGUCGGGACUCAGGGCCGAUACGCCAGAAACUCCGGGAACGAGUUCGCCCGAGCUUACCGCCUCAACUACAGCCGGGACGGAGUUCUGUGGAGGCCGUGGAAGAACCGCCUGGGAAACACCGUGAUCGAGGCCAAUAAGAACGCCUACGCCUCAGUCAUCAACGAUCUCCACCCGCCGAUCAUCACCCGCUACGUCCGUCUGAUCCCCAUCACCAGACUGUCCACCGCCGUCUGCAUGCGGGUGGAGCUGUACGGCUGUCCCUGGGACGAAGGUCUGAUCGCCUACAGCGCUCCGGAGGGUCAGGUCAUGAUGCCGCCGAGUUCUCCCAUCGCCAACCUCAACGACUCCACGUAUGACGGCACGCGUGAGAGGAGGAGGCUGUUUGGUGGGAUGGGACAGCUGACGGACGGCGUGAUCGGCCAGGACAACUUCCUGCGGACGCGUCAGUACCACGUGUGGCCGGGCUACGACUACCUGGGCUGGAGGAACGACUCACUGGGAACUCUGGGAUACGUGGAGAUGGACUUUAUGUUCGACCAUCAGAGGAACUUCACCUCCAUGAAGGUCCACAGUAACAACAUGUUCUCCAGCGGGGUGAAGAUCUUCUCCUCCGUCUCCUGCUUUUUUAAGCCUCACCUCAACUCUGACUGGGAGGUGGAGCCUGUGGCGUUCAAGACGGUGCUGGACGACAGAAACCCCAGCGCCCGUUACGUCACCGUGCCGCUGAACCGACGUGCCGCCAGAUCCCUCCGCUGCCAGUUUCACUUCGCCGACGUCUGGAUGAUGUUCAGCGAGAUCUCCUUUCAGUCAGAGGACACCAUACUCCCAACCCAGAUGACAUCACCUACAGCCAGUGAGGAGAGCACCACAAUGAUCACAACAAAGACAGCAACCAGUCCAUCAGCCACUGACCCGCCGGAUGUUGAGAACACGGCCAUUCUGAUCGGCUGCCUGGUGACCAUCAUCCUGCUGUUAGUCAUCAUCAUCUUCCUCAUCCUCUGGUGCCAGUAUGUUUGCAAGGUGCUGGAGAAGGCUCCUCGUCAGAUCUUAGAUGAGGAGGUGACGGUUCGUCUGUCGUCCUGCAGCGACACCAUCAUCCUCCAAACCCCCCCUGUACCCCCCAGGUCUGGACACGCCUCUGCAGGCCCGGCUCACACCGACCCUCAUUAUGAGAGAGUUUUCCUGUUGGACCCGCAGUACCAGAACCCGGCGGUUCUGAGAAACAAGCUGCCGGAGCUGUCACAGAGCGCCGAGGCCUCAGCGUGUGGAGGAGGCUACGCCGAACCUGACAUCACUCAGUGCACGCCACACCAGUGUUUCCAUAGCAACGCGCCACACUACGCAGAGACGGACAUUGUGCGGCUGCAGGGCGUCACCGGCAGCAACAUGUACGCUGUUCCUGCCCUCACCGUGGACUCGCUCACCAGGAAGGACAUCUCCGCCGCUGAGUUCCCACGACAACAGCUGAUUUUCAGGGAGAAGCUGGGGGAGGGGCAGUUUGGAGAGGUCCACCUGUGUGAGGCCGAGGGACUCCCAGAAUUCCUUGGGGAGGGGUCGCCCCUUCCCGAUAGAGACGACCACUCAGUACUGGUGGCUGUUAAACAGCUGAGAGCCGACGCCACCAGCCAAGCCAGGAACGACUUCCUGAAGGAAAUAAAGAUCAUGUCUCGUCUGAAUGACCCCAACAUCAUCCGGCUGCUGUGCGUGUGCGUGUCGUCCGACCCACUGUGCAUGGUGACGGAGUACAUGGAGAACGGAGACCUCAACAUGUUCCUGUCACAGCGGGAGAUCGAGAGCACGCUGACACAUGCCAACAACAUACCUUCAGUCAGUCUGUCCGACCUCCUCCACAUGUCGGUGCAGAUCUCGUCGGGUAUGAAGUACCUGGCGUCUCUGAACUUCGUGCACCGUGACCUGGCCACCAGGAACUGCCUGCUGGACCGCCGCCUCACCAUCAAGAUCGCCGACUUCGGAAUGAGCAGGAACCUGUACAGCAGCGACUACUACCGCAUCCAGGGCCGGGCGGUGCUGCCUAUACGAUGGAUGGCCUGGGAGAGCAUCCUGCUGGGUAAGUUCACCACAGCCAGCGAUGUGUGGGCGUUUGGUGUCACCCUGUGGGAGAUCUUCACUCUGUGUAAGGAGCAGCCCUACAGCCUGCUGUCCGACGAACAGGUCAUAGAGAACACUGGCGAGUUCUUCAGGAACCAGGGUAGACAGAUCUUCCUCUAUGCUCCACCGCUCUGCCCUCCCUCUCUCUUCGAGCUGAUGAUGCGUUGUUGGAGACGCGACAUCCCCGACCGACCCUCAUUCGAGGGGCUUUACCAAGCUCUGAGGCCCCACGUCAACCAGUGAGCUGAGGCCGCUGGGAUGUACCACUCGGGCUCUCCUCGGUGGCGGGUUUGUCCAUCUCUGGACUUCUGUAAGAUGACAGACUGACAUGAGAAGACAGAAGGAUUGAAUUGCGUUACGAUAGCGAGUCGCUGUCAGAGGGAAUGAGGUCUGUGGGCAGAAGGUUGGUUAGUGUCGCUGAAUUAGCAGCACACUAUUCUGAGAGACACGAAAGAGAUGGAUGGAAGAGAGGCUGGUCAACUUAGCGGAGAAACACUUUACAGGAUCCAAACCUUUGAUUUCUAAGCUUCUAAAGAUUUCUGUCAUUGAUGAUUUCGCAGUUUUAUCCAUCUCUUUUCAUUUGAGCUGUUCAAAGACCAAAACUUCUUGUCGGACCUUUCGACAUAUCUCAUUUUCAUGUUGCUAUGGUACCAAAAGUGCCGUAAACUUUUAUUUUCUUCCUCACUUUGGCCUUUAAUAAUGCCAAAAACUGGACAGACUUCAGCUUCAGUCUUGGUAGUUUCUCCUGUCCCUGUGGUUUUUAUUAUUAUUGUAAAGCACUGUGUCUGUGUCUCUCAGUUAUUCGUGUUCAUAUAUUAACCCACACUGGAGCUAGGGCUAGGGUCAAAUUGUAGUGUAGGAUUUUAUUUUUAGAUUUUUAUUCUAUUUUAUUUUCCUUGGUUUACCGUAUUUCAGUUUUGUUGGUCUUUUUUGUGGAUAUGAAUGUUUGAGGCUGCAUUGAAACCUGUGUGGUUCACAGACUGGGGAUCAGUCAGUGGGUAACUGUGGGCAAAUAUUGAUUUGAGGCACAUUGAAACCAAAUAAGAAAAAACCAAGUGUUAGCAUUAAAACAAUUAAAACUCCUAAACAUUAAACCAUUAACUAACUUAUCUACCACUUGGUGGAUGCGUUAAUUUAAAGUGCCUUACAUUUGUAGCAUGAUUUGUAUCAAUGGGAAAGAUGCCACGACAACGGGUACUGCAAGUCGGGAGAGUUAUCAACUAAAUAUCUAAUGUCAAGGUAUCACUUUACCCGUGUCUGUGUUUGUACUCGGGCCUCUAAAAUGUUUGUCAAGUGUGUUCAUGUCUAUGUUAGAGCCCAUAAACCUGUAGGUGAAUAUACUCUUUCUCCAGUAGCCCUGCCCUGCCUUGAUGUGGAUAGUCGCACCAAAGACAAACCAGCUGGCUUAAAUUCUUCAAUCGUCAAGUCAGUAAAGCUUUAGGACUAGAAUAAGAAAACAGUGAAACCAUUGUCAGAUUUCAAAUUAAGAUAUAUUUUCCUCUACAAACAGACGCAUAGCAUUUGCAGCAACUCCUAGGCUUAGUUCACAGUAAAGACACUGUAGCAUUGCCACAAGACUAGCACGACCAGAAACACUACAGGGCAAGCAACAGUUGGACCUCCUUUGGACAUUUCCUCUUUAAAAACCUGGUUAAACCCUUUCCUGUUGCCAAAAUGAGACAUGCUCAGGUUUGGCUGGG
Molecule: messenger RNA, 4421 nt
Organism: Scomber japonicus (chub mackerel)
Lineage: Eukaryota; Metazoa; Chordata; Actinopteri; Scombriformes; Scombridae
Gene: ddr2l
Product: discoidin domain receptor family, member 2, like
Exons: 19
Coding region: 340-2964 (874 amino acids)
Biological process (GO): multicellular organism development; cell surface receptor protein tyrosine kinase signaling pathway; protein phosphorylation
Cellular component (GO): membrane; signaling receptor complex
Molecular function (GO): protein tyrosine kinase collagen receptor activity; collagen binding; ATP binding
Source: RefSeq, a predicted model, not a curated record